CCUGGAUUUGGAGUUGGAGUUUUGAUGGUCUUGGUGUUGCCAUCAUCAUUCAUGAUGAAGCCGCCAGUGUUGCCACCACCAACUCUCAUGCCUAGGAAUGCCGUUGGCUUAAAUUGUGGCCAAGGAGCUUAGUGCCAAAGACCAGAUACGGUGGGACGAGUGAGAGUGUUCCAAAAGGAGGAGGAACAGAGAGAGAGAGAAAGAGGCCAUCGAUAUGGUCUCGAAGAAACGUAACACGGUGGCGGAGCGUGUGCAACGCUCAACUGUAGCUGCUUCCAUGCGUCCAACAACGUCAUCAUCAACAUCUGGAUCGUCGUCUACGGGUAAAAAGAGAGCCGGAAAGCAAUCAAAAACAACAGACGAGACGACGACGACGACGACGGAGAUGGAUAAAAAGGCAUCAACAACAACAACAUCAAGCAAGACGACGACGUCGGAAUCUUCUGUUAAACGACAGACAAAAGAUCCAACAACAACAUCCAGCAAUAACCAAUCAACGUCAUCGAUUACGGGGACAACUGCCGCCGCCACCGCCACCAGCGCCGCCAUAGAAGGAUCAUCAUCAUCAUCCACCACGAAGCCAUGGUCUUCUUCAGCUUCUUCUGCGGUUAAGGCUGAGGAUAAACAUGAAGAUGGCAAGGCAAGAGCCAUUAAUAAAAUGCUCAAGAAUCUCGAUAUUAAAAUCCAUGGUUUCGAUAAUCUCCUGCCAAGUGGUGAAGAGCGUUUAAAUGAGGGCCUAAAGUCAUCCAUAUCGGAGAAUGUGAAAACCAAAUCCCGAGCAGCGGCUGUCAAGGUAAUUGCCAAUCUAAAUCCAGGCAAAAUGAUGGCCGUAAAACGUCAACGUCCCUCACCGGAGCCGCUCAAAGAUAAGGAUAAGGACAAGGAUAAAGACAAGGACAGGGAUAGGGAUAAAGAAAAAGAUAAGGAUAAGGAUAAGAGUAAAUCCAAAUCAAGCGAUACCAAAUCAGAGUUAAAAACAGAAACCGAUCACGAUCAGCCAACGAAAGAUACUCAAACGGAACGCAAAGAAUCUCUUACGAAAAAGCAACAACAGCAACAACAACAGCAAAGUAAAAAAUCUCGCCAAGAUGCCCCAACCAGUCCAAGUAAACAGACCAAAUCAACGAUAACUAAAAAGCCAUCCACAGAUCAACAGAAAAAGGAUUAUGGUAAAGGUUCCGGCAAGAGUGGUAAAAUGAAAAAAACCAAUCAGGAUAAUGGUAAAAUGAAUCGUUCAAUAGACUCCAAUACGGAGUUAGUGCAAAUGGAAUUGGAGGAGAUUGUGAGUAGUGUGGCAUCAUCACCAGCGCCAACAACGACACCAACAACAACAACAACAACAACGACGACGACGACGAAUCCUCCAGGUGUAGCACCACCCACACCACAAGCAGGAGCAGCAGUACAAACUGUACAACCAUCUGCUCCAGUUAAACAACGACCAAAGAUCAAAUAUACCAAGUCAACGGGGCCAAAGGGUCGUCUACAGCAGCAGCAAAUGGCCGGGACAAGCAGCAAUAGACUCGCCGCUUCAUUGGCAUGGAGUGGGACCAAGGAUAUAUAUGAUUUCAAAUCUGGUUCCGAAGAUGAGGAACCAAUUAAAAUGGUUUUGCCAUCAUUGAAAGAAUUGCGCGAAUUCUCCGAUGAGGAUAAUAAGCCAUUAAAGCAAUUGGAAACUAAGUUAAAUGACAAAAACGAUGAGAAAAAAAUUAAAGAUGAAACAGCCAAUGAGACGACAGAAGAAAAGGAGAAAUCAUUAACUGCAACAGCAACCGAAAACACAACUGAAACUAAAGAGUUGAUGGUGGAAAAAAAGGAUAAAGAUAAAGAGAAGGAAACGCCAAUUGAACAGUCCGAACCUAUACAGAAUACAACCAACAAUAACCCCCCAACAAAGGCAACAAAUUCAACCAAAAAACAAACGAAACGUAAAGUAGAAUCCAAAUCAAAUGCAAAUACCACGACGACAAGUGCUAGUGGCACAAGCGGAGGUGGCAAAAGAAAGGCACAAACCAAAUCCAAAGUCUCUAUGGUUAAUCUUCAAGUGAGCGAUAGUUCCGGUGAGAGUAGCGAUUCGGAGGAUGAGAAGAAGCUAAGCACUUAUAGUGGACCCAAAAGACAUCGCAUGGCCUCAUUGAAUGCCUUGGCCAAGGUGCAAUGCCUAUAUGAGAAUGAAUCACGUACAGCCCAUGAAUUGGGACUCUCGAAGGCCACACAACAACCGCCACGCAUACGCACACUAGACGGUAGCGAUGAUGAUAACAAUAAAGAGUCAAUGCCACAGGGUGGUGAUAAGACAACGGUUGAAGUUGCCGGAUUAACUACUACGGCAGCAACGUCAAUGUCAACACAACCACCGCCGCCGCCGCCACAGACGUCAUCAAUGAAUCAAUUAUCCAUUGCUACAGUGGAAUCUUCUACGGCGGCAACGGCAGCCCCAUCACCAGUUAAGGAAAUCGAACCACGUCGAGAGUUACGCUAUGUGCCUGGAGGAAGAGGUGUUGGCAAGCAUUGGGAAUUCGAUAGUGAUAGUGAGGCAGAGGAUUUACAUUUACUUAUACCUCAUAAGCAGCCGCAAAAGAAGAAAUUGCAAAAGAAAAACGUUGGUAAGAAGCAACAGCAAAAUGAAACAACCGAAACGGGGAAACGUGGUGGAAAAACUAAGAAACAAACACAACAAUCGCAACAACAAGCAACAGCAGCAGCUGAUGAUAGCGAUGAAAUGGAUCAAAAACCAACAGCAGCAACAACAUCAUCAUCAUCAGCAGCAGCAGCAGCAGGAGGGGGAGCGGGAUCAUCAGCAUCUGGAGCAGCAGCAUCAUCAUCAUCAGCAGGUGGAGCAUCUGGAUCCAAGGCGACCAGCAAACAAGUGCCAAAGAAACGUAAAAGCGCCUUCACCGAAGAACUAAUCGGUGACUAUAAAGGCAUUUUGGCACGCAAGCGCAUGGCCAGCUUGAAUGCCAGCGCCAUUGUGGCCGCAACCUAUGAAGUGGAACGUCAUUUGGAUAAGAAUCUGGCCAGCGAUUGCAGUAGCUUUGAAAGUUACGAUGAAUCCGAAUCGAUGGUGGCAUAUACAAAAACUGAAAGGAAACAAGCAGCAACAGCGACUGCAACCAGCACCACAACCACAUCCACCAAGUCCUCCACCUCAUCCUAUGAGAUACAAAUCAAAAAGGAACCCAAGGAUCACAAGGAUGUGAAGGAGUCAAGUCGUGAUAUUUCAUUGGCUAGCAGCAAAUUGCAGAUCAAUGCUAAUGUUAUCGAUGAGAGCAACGAUUCCAAAUACUCCAAGGAGACAAAAGAGACCAACACCGAUACGACAAUAACAACCACCGGUUAUCGGGAUUCAAGCAGCACAAAAGAUGCCAAGGAUUGCAGUCGACCCACCUCAUCCAGUGUGGUAAUUGUCCAGGAUACCGAUGUCACCAUUACCGGUGUCUAUGUCAAUGCCAGCAAUGGUGCCGCCCAAGAGGCAUAUUGCAAAAUGCAAUAUCGUGUCCAGUCGAGCGUUACCGAAGAGCGUGUCCUACGUCCCGGCUCAGUGGAGCCACCAAAAUCGUAUACACCAUUAAGUGCAUUGUCCAGUAUGUUGCCACCUGGCGCUGGUUCUGGCUUAAGUGAGGCUCACAGUUCGCCACCGUUGCCACCGCAACCACCUCCUGGUCAUGUUUUGCUGCCUGGCGAACCUCUUACCGCUGGCAUGUAUCAUGCUCCCGAUUUGGGUCUUCACACAGAGCACGCUGUACCCGAUCAUCAUGGUCCACCGCCGCCAUCGUAUGCCGCCGCUGCAGCAGCGGCCGCAGCAGCAGCUGCCUAUCAUGCCCAUCAAUUGGCACCUGGAGCCGGCAGCGUCCUCCACAUGCAUCAUCAGCAUCAAUAUGCCGCCCAUGCGGCGCAUGCCGCCCAUGCCCAUGCCCAUGCCCAUUAUCAGCAAGCGGCUGAAUAUCAUGGAGGUCCACCACCACCACCGCAUCAUUAUGGCGGCCCACCACCACCGCCGCAGGCUCACUAUGGUCCGCCAUUGGCUGGACCGCCAUCGGUGCCGCCCGAACGUUGUGAUGUCGGUUCACCGCCGCCAUCGUAUCGGGCCAGUGCUUAUCCGCCACCACCGCCACCGCCGCCGCCCACAUUGGGUGGUGGUGCUAGUGCAUUUUGUGCCCCGAAUCCGCAUCAUCAUCAUCAGCAUCAGCAGCAGGCCGCAGGGCCACCAGGAGUCCCGCCGCAUCACGAUCCUAGCGGCUACUAUCAGCCGGCUGGUCCGCUGAUCUCACCCCAUGUCAUAGCAGGGCCACCUCAAGCUCAACCCCAGAUCCCGGCUCAACCGCAGCCCGUGAAAAAGCAACAACAAGACGAGGAUUCGUCCUCAUUGCAGCCAUCGACACCAACGUCACAGCAGCAUCCAACGAGAACGACACCCUCAUCAGAAUCGGAACAAUCGACUCCAGUUGCUGUGCCAGCGCAACAGCCCCAGCCAUAUCCGGGUAGCGCUUUGGCGGCCGCUGCAGCUGCCGCUGCCGCUCAUCCAGGCGUGCCCUAUCCACGCUCCAUGCAUGCGGCCCAAAUGCACUAUACGACAGCCUAUCCACCCAACUAUUAUUCGCCGUAUCCCGGUGAGGUCAUGUGCUACUCGCCGCCCGCCUAUCAGCCCUACUUUUCCAGCAAGGUAUAUCAAAGUGCGCCGCCACCAACACAUCCAGCUGCCCAUCCGCCACCACCACCACCACCGGGAGCCUAUCGACGCUAUCCGUACUAUCAGCACGCUGGACCGCCGCAUCCACCGCCACCUGAAUUAUACGAGCAGCAGCCACAAGUGCCGCCGCCACAGGCAACGGGGGCGGCUCAACCAGCGAUUCCAGUUCCCGUCCCAGUGUCGGUCCCUCUUCAGCAGCAGCAACAGCAUCAACAUCAGCAUCCCACCUCGGUGGUCACCAGCGCAGCAGCUGCAGGGGCGAUAACCACGCCAAUAACGGCACAAAUACCAGCAGGCACUCAAUUGGUACCGGCGCAUCAACAACACCAGCAACAACAUCUAGAACAUUAUCCAGGCCCGCCCAGCUACUACGCCGGUUAUAGUCCAGGAGGCGCUAGUGCAGCCGGCCAAUGUUAUACACGGACCCUGCAGGGACCGUAUAUGGAAUAUCCGCCACAGUGUCCAUGCCCCAUGCAACAAUCGUGUCCAAAAAACGUCCAUACUGGGCCUCAUAUUGGUAGCAACAGCAGCAGCAGCAACAACAACAACAGUUCUAUGCACAAGACGAGCAAUAACAGCAGCAGCAAUAUGUUGAUGAGUGCUACUAGCAAUUGCAACAACAACAGCAGCAGCAAUAGCAACAGCAAUAACAUGCAACAUCAGAGCAAUGCCAGCAACAGCAGCAGCAACAGCGAUAGCACUACAGUAACAUCAACAACGCUGACUACCAGUAGAGGCCCAGUUAAAAAUGGCAACAACGAUAACAACAACAUCAGCAGCAACAAGACUAAUGAGAUGACAACAACAACAACAACUAAAGCAACAACAACAACACCAGCAGCAACAACCAAAACGACAGCAACAUCAACAACAGCAGCAACGACAAACAAUAUGGGAACCCAAUGCCAGAUGCUGGUCAAGACAGAAUUAAAAUCAGAUGACACCAGUCAGGUGGUGACCAAAAUGCAAUAUGAGGCACAUGUGAUGCCACCUCCAACGCCGCCGGAGAGCUAUUAUGGUGCCAGUGAUGAUAAAUUGCUGGAGGAAGCGGAUGUGGAUACAGAGCAUCACCAGCACCAGCAACAACAACAUCAGCGAAUUGAUAUCUAUGACUUAACAGCGAGCACACCACCGCCAGCAGCAGCAGCAACAGUAGCAGCAUCAAUAAUUGUUCCACGAAAGGCGAGAAUUGGCAAAAGCAUGGCCAGAGAAAUGGUUUAUGCAGCACAACAACAGCAACAACAACAACAUCAGCAGCAGCAGCAACAACAAUUGGAACUGCAGUUGGAUGUUGAGAAGCUAGAGAAGCAACAGCUGCAGUUGGGUGAUGAAGAGAAGCUUGAGAAGCACGGGAAGCUAGAGAAGACAGAGAAGCCAGAGUUGCCUUUUGUACUUAAAGCGGAAAUCAAAGCAGAAACCAAAAUCAAAAUUGAAAUCGAGCAUAUGUCAGAGCAGGAGCCAAAGGUCAAAUUACAAGAACAUAUCAGCAGUUUGCUUGAUUUGAAGCCUAACAUUAAGACAGAACCGAAGGAAUCUGAACCCCAACUGGAGGUAGUUACUGCAUCAGCAGAGGUGCAGACAGAUACAACAGCGGUGGCCAAGCAUCGCUUCAAUCUAUUAGCUUCAUCUUCAACUUUGGGAAAGAAAUCCAAGGCACAUCAUAGCUAUAAAAGUCUUAUCAAACAGGCUGAGCCCAAGAAAUAUUUGUGUCCGGGUCGCAAAUUUGUGCGGCGACAUGGACGGGCUCCAGUCAAAUAUGCCAAAAGGCGACAAUUGUUAUUAACACAGCGACAGCAGCAACGUUUGCGAGCCCAACGGCGAGAAGAGCAACAGCGCCUAAAAGAUGCAACAGCGUCAGCAACAUCAAAGACAGCAGCAGCAGUUGAAUUGCAGUUAACUGGCAUUACGAAUACCGUUAGUGCAUCACCCAAACGAGCACGUCCACGGAAACAGGAAAUUGCUGCAUUGCAUUUGCUCGAUAGUUUGGAUACAACUAUUUCUCGUGGUUAUUUUAGUGAUCCGGAACCAAAUAGUAGCAGUCGGCAACAAAACUCUACAAUGGGUGGGCUUUAUGGCGGUGCCACAUCAAACACGCCCACACAAUUAUUAACAUCACAGCCAAUGGCUGAGAAGCGCUCCAAAUCGGAGACUAAGAAACCCUUGUCGAAAAUAUCUUUGGGUCAGGAGCCACCUAUUAAGAGAAGUCGAAAACAGCAGACAGCUAAGACCAAAGUCAAGGGCAAGAAAGCAACAAUUGCGGAUGCAACGACAGCAACAUCUGCAACGGCAACAGUAACAGCAGCAGCAUCAACCACAACAGUUACAUUGAUAAACGCUGCUACCGAAACAAAUAAUAAUGAGUAUCAAACGGCUGAUUUGCAAGCUCAAAAGAAUGCCAAUGUCAAUGGCAUGGCCGCAGAUGCGUCACAAAUCGGUACAAUAAUGCCUCAACAACAUUCCGAUGAUCCCCACAAGUUCCUGGCGCCUAAUCAACCUGCCGCAACCAUAACGUCAAUGUCCACACCUGCGCCUAUGCCAACGCCUACGACGCCAACUCACUCGUCAACGUCCACGUCCACGUCAACAUCUCGUCAGCAGAGUCAAGCCCCAACUCACAUGAAACGGGCUCGAUCACGUUGCAAAUUUGGUAAUCGCAAGCGUCAGAAACAGCGACCUGGCGGCGUUAGCUAUGAAAUAGAUGACACUCAACCGCCGGCAACGAGAGCCAAUGUAGUGCCCAAAUGGAAUAAUGGCUGGAUGUGGGCAGGCAAGGCGUUUCAAGGACCAGUGUUUCUUAAUAGCGACGAUCCAUUGGUUUUACGUACUUGCUAUCCGGCUAUGAGGCAUGUGGAAGGUGAUAUUAUACGCACAAGAGAUUGUGUCCUGCUCAAGGCCAAUGAGGAUAAUGAGCUGCCAUAUGUGGCCAAAGUGGCACAUCUAUGGCAAAAUCCAGAAGACGGGGAAAUGAUGAUGUCAUUAUUAUGGUACUAUCGGCCCGAGCAUACUGAUCAGGGUCGCCAGCGAAAUGAUUGUCCUGAUGAGGUUUAUGCCUCACGACACAGGGACCACAAUUCGGUGGCUUGCAUUGAGGAUAAAUGUUAUGUCCUAACAUUCAGCGAGUACUGCAGAUAUCGUCGACGUCUGCGUGCUGCCGAAGAGGAUGUGGAAGAUGUAAGCAUUGUGCCGAGACGCACAAAUAUUGCCAAUUGUUAUGCUGUAAGGACUGUGCCAGAGCAUACCAAUGCUGAAUUGGUAAUGUUUUGUCGCCGUGCCUAUGAGUUUCGCACAAGACGUCUGCUCAAAUUGCCGCAAAAGAAUGGACUUUUGUGCAGUUAGCAGCGCAAAAACAUUCAAAAAACAACAAUAACAACAACAACAACAACAACAACAACAACAACAACAACAUCAUCAUCAUCAUUGGAGAUCCCAUUAAACACAAUUGUUUAGGAUAUUUAAGCUUCAGUAGCUUGUAAGAGAAGCAAAGUACAGAAAAUGCCUGCCUGAGAUCAGGUUACAUAUAUUACAUACAUACAUAUAUUAUUUAACGCUAACAAAACAAAAUAAAGCAAA
This is a messenger RNA of Drosophila willistoni, 8260 nucleotides long. RefSeq names its product bromodomain-containing protein DDB_G0280777 (gene Hers). The record is from RefSeq and is a predicted model, not a curated record. NCBI's taxonomy places the organism in Eukaryota, Metazoa, Arthropoda, Insecta, Diptera, Drosophilidae. Bases 215 to 8026 code for a protein of 2603 amino acids. The transcript has 8 exons. Gene Ontology annotation, molecular function: chromatin binding.